CUUCAAGUGAUUCAGUCGCUCCGAGUGCUUUCUCUGCGCUUUCACAAGUGCGACCUCUCUCUCUCUCGCCCUCUCGUUUAAUCACCUCAAGCAACAUCGUCUCCUUCAAACUCUCCGCUUGCCCUUUCCAACGCAACCAUGGCGGAUCCGUCUUUGAAGCGGAAACGUAUGCCGGUGGGAUACAGAUUCCGUCCGACCGAGCAAGAGCUCGUCGCCUACUACCUUCACCACAGAUUGAAGAUUGAUAAUCCAUCCAUUUACGCCGCCAUCCCCGAGAUUGACGUUUGCAAGUUCGAACCCUGGGAUUUAUUAGCUUGGGCUUCAGCGACGUCGGUGACCGAGUUCGAUGACUCGGAAUGCUAUUUCUUCACCCGUUGCGAUUAUAAGUACUCUAAAAGUACUCGGUUUAACAGGACAACGUCGGCUGGCUUCUGGAAAGUCACCGGCAAAGACAGAAAUAUUUGUGAUCGAGACACCAACAAUGUCAUUGGGAUAAAAAGGAUUUUAGUUUUUCAUGAAGGACGUUUUUCUCAUAAAAUAAAGAGCAAUUGGGUCAUUCAUGAAUAUCAUAAUAUUAUGCUUCCAUCCAAUCAGAGAACUCAUGUUCUUUGUAGAUUGGAGAAGAAACAUGAGAAAAAAAUAAAAGAAAAAAAUAGUCAAAUGAAGGAUACCGGUUUGAGGAUUCAAAUUUCUUCCCAAACACCUUCCCAAUCAAAUAAAACUACAGACACAAUUCAAACACCUUCUCAAUCAAACGAAACUAUAAACAUAACAAUUCAAACACCUUCCCAAUCAAAAGAAGUUGCAGACAAAGUGAUUCAAACACCUUCCCAAUCAAACGAAACUACAAUUAUAGCAACUCAAACACCUUUCCAAUCAAAUGAAGUUACAGACAUAGCAAUUCAAACACCUUCUCAAUCAAAUGAAGCUACUGACAUUCUGUUGAUACAAAUACCUUCUCAAUUAAUUGAAGCUACAGACACAUCAAUUGAUGUAUCUUUUCAAUUCAAUGAAGAUACAGGCAUGAUUCAUACACCGUUUCAGUCAAGUGAAGUUAUAGCAAUGGCAUCUUUUCAAGCAAAUGAAAUUACAGAUCCUAUGGAUCAAUUGUCACCAGAGCUACGGUCAAUUAUUGAAACAUCAAUUGACUCGGAAGGGCUAAGAUCAAUCUUUGGAAUUCCGAUUAACUUGGAAGAAUCUGCAUGUAGCUUUCACUGACACCAUUGGCCAAGCAUGUAUGAGUGAAGGGUUAUUGAAACUCAUGGCAACGGCUGGUGUGAAUCGCCAUGAAGGAAGAAAACCACGUGUUUAAAGAAUAGUAUUGUACUGUAUUUUUUUUUUAAUCUGAAUUAGUUUUUUAAAUUCUAAUGAUUUACAGAAAAAAUAUCAUGUACUUUGUUCAGUUCUAAAUUUAAGUUAUUUAACUUGUAGGCAAACGGAUUAGGUAUAUGAGUAUUAUUUUUACAUUAAUGCAA
Messenger RNA from Prosopis cineraria, 1475 nucleotides. Its product is annotated as NAC domain-containing protein 83-like. Gene Ontology annotation, molecular function: DNA binding. Bases 139 to 1218 code for a protein of 359 amino acids. The transcript is spliced from 3 exons. Gene Ontology annotation, biological process: regulation of DNA-templated transcription. The record is from RefSeq and is a predicted model, not a curated record. Lineage: Eukaryota; Viridiplantae; Streptophyta; Magnoliopsida; Fabales; Fabaceae.